This is a messenger RNA of Knipowitschia caucasica, 402 nucleotides long. The record is from the annotation of a GenBank genome assembly. Lineage: Eukaryota; Metazoa; Chordata; Actinopteri; Gobiiformes; Gobiidae.
AUGUGUCAGGUCUUACAGCCUCCACCACUGCUGCUGCUGAUGCUGGGGAGAGUGCACCACAUCCAGGCGCUCCCUCCUCUCCUCCCACUGCGCUCCGCCCGCAACAAGCAGCCGUCCCCUCUCCUCCGGCUCGUCUCCGCAGAUCGCUCCCGUGCUGAGUCCGUACUCCCUCGAAUUACAAGAGACAGGAGCUUCUUGGGUCUCGGGUCUUUCUUCUUAUCGCUUCCAUCUUCCAUCUCUCUCUAUGUCAGGAUCCGAGACGGGCGCGCACGAAGCUCCGCUGUAGCAGCGGGAGCAGAUGUUUUGAGAAGCACAGCCAAUCACAGUUGUCAUCCUUCCCCUGAUGCUAAAAGCUCCGCACUCACCAGAAGGCACCGGGCUGCAGAUUACGACCGGAUUUAA